CACUCUCAUUAUUCCAUGCAUUAGCUUUACUUAUUUCCAUAUAUGCCUUUCUCUUUAUCUUCUUCUCUCCUAUAUAUAUAGAAUCCCAGCAACUAGCAGCAGAUAGAGAGAAAAAAUAUUAGGAAUGGAGUUACAGGAUAAUGUUCCGAGAUGGACACCUAGUCCAAAUAGAUCACCACAUAGACGCCAAGAAUCUGAAACAGAUAAUGAAAGUGUCACUUAUUCUCAAGAUGAUAUUCCUUUUAACAACAACAACCCAACCAAAAAUUUCCCAUUUAGUAAUAGUCCACCACCUCAUAUUGCUACUAUUGAAGCACCAUCUCUUAGGGUUGAUUCUGAGAUAAAGAGGUUCUUAGAAAUGGAAAAAUAUGAAGCACCACCAAUAUUUAGGGAAGAGAUAAAGGGAAAUAGUACUACUACUGGUUUUGCAUAUGAAGUAGUCCCUUUUAAUACAGGUGGUGGUAAUGAAGGUAUAUACUUGACAUGGAAAGAUUUGUGGGUGACAGUGCCGGACAAGAAAACAGGGAGGAGAGCUAUAUUACAAGGGCUGACUGGUUAUGUACAACCUGGUCAAGUCUUGGCCAUUAUGGGUCCUUCUGGUUGUGGCAAAUCUACUCUUCUUGAUACUUUAGCAGGGAGAUUGGAUUCCAACACCAGACAAACUGGAGAAAUCCUCGUCAAUGGUCGGAGGCAAGCUCUUGCUUUUGGCACAUCGGCUUAUGUGACACAAGAUGAUACCCUGAUGACAACACUAACAGUGAGAGAAGCAAUAUAUUAUUCAGCACAACUCCAAUUACCAGAUUCAAUGUCAAGAUCCGAGAAGAAAGAAAGAGCUGAAGCAACAAUCAGAGAAAUGGGUUUACAAGAUGCAAUGAAUACUAGAAUUGGAGGGUGGAGUGUAAAAGGAUUAAGUGGUGGACAAAAAAGAAGAGUUAGUAUUUGCAUUGAAAUACUAACACGUCCAAAGCUUCUUUUCCUUGACGAGCCAACUAGUGGACUUGAUAGUGCAGCAUCUUACCAUGUUAUGAAUCGAAUAGUUCAAUUGGCUAAACAAGAUGGAAGAACUGUUGUUGCUUCUAUUCAUCAACCAAGUAGUGAAGUUUUUGAGCUUUUCCACAAUCUUUGCCUUCUCUCCUCUGGUAGGACUGUCUACUUUGGUUCCAUUUCUGCAGCAAAUGAGUUUUUUGCGUUGAAUGGCUUCCCGUGUACAACUAUGAGGAAUCCUUCUGAUCACUACCUAAGGACAAUCAACAAGGACUUUGAUGCUGUAAGUAUAUUCCCAUCUUCUUCAUUUAAAAUCUAUUUAUUUGCAGAAAAAUAAUUUGUUGAAAUCAACAUGUGCAGUAUAAUGUUGUACAUAAGCAAUGGUAGUUGUACAUAAUUAAUUAGUAUAAGUUUAGUACUAAUAGAUAGUUAUAUGUAUUGUCAGAAGAAGUUAGAGUAGGGGGUAUAUAUGUAAAGGGUUACACAUGUGUAAAGAUAGA
This is a messenger RNA of Nicotiana tabacum (common tobacco), 1484 nucleotides long. Its product is annotated as ABC transporter G family member 1-like. Gene Ontology annotation, molecular function: ATP hydrolysis activity; ABC-type transporter activity; ATP binding. Lineage: Eukaryota; Viridiplantae; Streptophyta; Magnoliopsida; Solanales; Solanaceae. The record is from RefSeq and is a predicted model, not a curated record.